CAGCCUGGGCACCAGCUUAGUCAAUUUCAUGCUAACAUUGGCAACAACAAGCGAGAGUAUGAAACGCUGCUGGACGUCAAGACCAGACUGGAGCUUGAGAUUGCAGAGUACAGGAGACUGCUGGAUGGAGAUGAGAGGAAGUCCCAAAAAAUUGUCACCAAAACAAUCACAGUGGUGGAAACCGUGGUGGAUGGGAGGAUCAUGGAGAGCAGCGAGAGUGUGGAUGUUAAUGAGCGAGAUAACUAAUCUGCUCAAAAACACACCACAUGUUUUACUCAUGCCUUCUGUAUUGCACACUUACACAGUUAAUGAAGUAAUUGGGAGUUUACAUUUAGUAGAUAUGAACAUGAUUAUCUGAAUGUGAAUUAGUUUUUGUUUUGUUUUUGUUUGUCUGAUUUCAGCUCUCUGUUAAAUGACAAUCUCACGCCUGAUGUACUGCAAGCACAAAUCUCAAAAUGUAUCACCAACCUUUCAGAAACAAUGCUUUGAUAUUGACUUAAAACAGUAAACAGAUUUAACAUGA
Molecule: messenger RNA, 523 nt
Organism: Carassius auratus (goldfish)
Lineage: Eukaryota; Metazoa; Chordata; Actinopteri; Cypriniformes; Cyprinidae
Product: keratin, type I cytoskeletal 18-like
Exons: 3
Cellular component (GO): cytoskeleton
Molecular function (GO): structural molecule activity
Source: RefSeq, a predicted model, not a curated record